This is a messenger RNA of Phasianus colchicus (ring-necked pheasant), 1579 nucleotides long. The record is from RefSeq and is a predicted model, not a curated record. NCBI's taxonomy places the organism in Eukaryota, Metazoa, Chordata, Aves, Galliformes, Phasianidae.
GUUGGGCCAUACUGGGAGCGGACUGAGAGGUACUGGGCCAUACUGGGAAGGACUGGGAGGUGUUGGGCCAUACUGGGAGCGGACUGGGAGGUGCUGGGCCGUACUGGGAGCGGACUGGGAAGUGCUGGGCCAUACUGGGAGCGGACUGGGAGGUGCUGGGUCGUACUGGGAGCGGACUGGGAGGUACUGGGUCAUACUGGGAGCGGACUGGGAUGGGAAACGGCGGGUGCUGGUUUAUACUGGGAGGCACUGGUUUAUACUGGGGGACCCCCAGGUCACAACGCCGACGACAUCGCCGAGACCGUGCUGAUGAACUUCCUGCGGGGCGACGUGGCCCGGCUGCGCCGUGCGGCCACCGAGGCCACCAGUAUGGCUACCGAGGCCACCAAUAUGGCCGCCGGGGUCAACAAUACGGCUGCCAGGAAUCCCGGUUCAACGGUGGCCACCAAAACCCCAACGGUGGCUACUGAAGAUUCUGUGGGGGCAACUAAGAGUCCAGCAAAGAUUUCGAUGGAUUCUGGGGCCACCAAAAACGCAAUGGUGGCCACCAAAGACCCAACAGAGGCCACUGAGAGCCCAACGAAGAUCUCAACGGUUUCUGUGGCCACCAAAGACCCAAUGGAGGCCACCAAGAGCCCAACGAAGAUCUCAACAGCUUCUGUGGCCACCAAAGACCCAACGGAGGCCACCAAGAGCCCAACAAAGAUCUCAACGGCCUCUGUGGCCACCAAAAACCCAACAGAGGCCACCAAAGACCCAAUGGAGGCCACCAAGAGCCCAACGAAGAUCUCAACGGCUUCUGUGGCUACCGAAGACCCACCAACGGCCACCAAGAGCCCAACGAAGAUCUCAACGGCUUCUGUGGCCACCAAAGACCCAACGGAGGCCACCGAGAGCCCAACGAAGAUCUCAAUGGUUUCUGUGGCCACCAAAGACCUAAUGGAGGCCACCAGGAGCCCAACGAAGAUCUCAGUGGCUUCUGUGGCUACCGAAGACCCACCAACGGCCACCAAGAGCCCAACAAAGAUCUCAGUGGCUUCUGUGGCUACCGAAGACCCACCAGAGGCCACCAAAACCCCAACGGAGACCACCAACCCCACCCCGACCUCCUCGCCCCCCUCAACCCCACCGAGGACCACCGUCACCAAACCCCCCGGAACCAAACCCACCUCCCUUCACCCCCAAGUCCCCCGACCCCUGGUUGGUAGCCCGUGGCCAGCGGUCCCUCGUUGCAAACCUUUGAGGAACGCCUACGAGAAGGAAAUCGUCCUCUACGCCUACUUCCAAGGCUUGGAUUACGUCAGCACCGAAUGCAUCUACGCCCCCCACGCCUACCGUGGCCACGCCAGGGCCCUUUUAAAAGAUUUAGAAGCCACCAGACCCAGUUCGGUAGCCGCUUUAGGUCAUUCGGGUCGUAGGUUGGCGGUGGGUAGCCACGUGGCUACUAAAACGUUGGGGGCUUGCGUGAGGUGCGGGUUUGCAGCCAGCCAGGAGAUGUGCAAGGCUUGCGUGUUGGUGGCGUCGUUGGAGAAGGGGAUGCCACGUUUGGGGUUGGGGAAGAGGGCGGUGGGGGUGGGGG